AUGUGGGAGUCUCCUCGACAGAUGCAAGCGCACACGCCCUUCCCCUCCUGGAUACCCUACGCCGGCACGUUCGCCGCCGGGGGCGGCCCGGCGGCAGCGGCCGCCCCGAGCCUGGCGAGCGAGCACGGCCCCGACCAUGCCUGGAACCAGAGCGCCCCAAGUGUGGUAGCGCACGGGGGCAGCGGCUACAGAGGGAACUUCCUGUCUCUGCUCGAAGCGAAGAACGUGACGCCGGAGAUGUUCGUGGACGACGUUCCCGCGGCAUGCGACUACCUCGGAGGAGUGGCCGCCGGCGGCGCCGCCGCCAGCAGCAGCAUGGCCGGUCCGGCUUCUGCCUGUGGCCUUCUCGGCAACGUGGACCCGUACUCUACUGUUGCCAGCAGUGCUCCUCCAGUCAAGCAUGAGACGGCAAGCUCGCCACUCGUGUACUCGGGGGACAGUGUGGUGCACGGGACCAGCAUGGGCUGCAUGCCGUGCUACGACCACGAGGAGAAACCAGCUGAUGACAGCCAGCGGCAGGGCUUUGGAGCUAGCAGCACGGCUGCAUUUCUGCAGCAAACGGUCCCAAGCCGAGUGGAGCUUCAGAGUGCCCUGCUGGGUUAUUCAGGCAUGGUGUCUGAAAGAGUCGAGUCUUCCUUUGGCGUGGGGAGCUUGCCGGAUGCCGGUUCUUUCAGUGACUACAACAGGUCAAGUGCAGACUUCAUGUCCAGCAACAGCAAUAGACAGGAGCAAGAUAUUAGGCCGGGGAUGGGCAUGGGCGGUCGCAGCAGUGGAAGUGGAGCUGCGACAAGUGUAGCCACGAGGAGGAAAUCAGAGGAAAGGGUUGGAGGAAACACGAAGAAAUCUAAGCAGGAGGCUUCCCACAAGACGUCGCCUCCUAAGCCUCAAGCGCCCAAAGUGAAGCUGGGAGAGAAGAUCACAGCGUUGCAGCAAAUCGUGUCACCUUUUGGGAAGACUGAUACAUCAUCGGUGCUGUUUGAAACGAUCGAGUACAUAAAAUUUCUUCAUGAGCAGAUACGGCUGUUUAGUGAACCGUACAUGACGAAAAGCACGUACAAGGGUCACAUUCGACGCAGAGGCGAAGAGAAAGAGGAGGAAAGCGGGACGGGGCAUGACUUGAGGGGCAGAGGGCUCUGUCUGGUCCCUGUUUCGUUGACCUCGCAAGCAUACCACGAUGACGCCACCCUGCCGGACUGCUGGGCGCCCGCGUACAGGAGCUGCCUGUACCCAUGA
This is a messenger RNA of Miscanthus lutarioriparius, 1233 nucleotides long. The record is from the annotation of a GenBank genome assembly. Lineage: Eukaryota; Viridiplantae; Streptophyta; Magnoliopsida; Poales; Poaceae.